UUACCGCGAGUCGAGUGGUAGACUGGUCACUAUGGUGGUGACUAGUGAUCGCUAGUUUUAGUGUAGUGCAUGAACUUCUUGGAAUGUGAUACAAUCAUGUUGCUUGUGAUCGCUCUCUUGUCUUCAAUACCGCUUGUUAUCAGCGAAUUAUGCUCAACAUGUGUCCGAAGCGACAGUGCGUGUUAUAACGUCACCUACCUCUUCGAUAUACAAGCACCGUUCAGGGAACACAUCGUUAUCCACAAAUUAGCCAUAUUACGUUCAACAAACACUCUAUACUACAGUUUCGAACCAAACAUCUCUGAUGAAGAGUACUAUAAAGUUGGCUUCAUCAAUUUGGACGAUCCCGUCAACAGCACAAUCAUUUCUGGUGGGAAAUAUAUUAUGAAUUUCGGUACGUUUGACGUUGAUCAAGAAAAUGGACUCGUAUAUUUGGGGGGCAGCGAUGGUAUUUACGUUUUAGAUACUAAAUCAUAUAAAGUGGCGCCGUAUAGCUCUCGCGGCGAUAGUGUACUUAGCUUGUUUUAUAAGGGCCACGUAUACUUUGUAAGGUACGGCGAAUACAGAAUCGUUAAGAAGAAAGGAGAUAACUUCGAUGUGAUUGUCGAACACAUGCCCGUAAAGAACUUUGUUGUUAAUAAAGACUAUGUUAUUGUGUUCGUUAGUAUGUACGGUUUAUUCGCGACGAAAAAUGAUGAGACAGUGUGGCUGUCGAAAAAUUCGUAUUUUCGGGGCCUGGCUAUUAAUUUAGAUGAUGAAAUAUAUGUUUGGUGGUUAGAUGGUAUUUAUAAGAUUACUAUAGAUAAAAAGCUAGCGGAUUCCAGAGUGGAUAAGGUGAUUGAAUUGGAAGAUAUCGAUGCGCUUACUUUUGAUAAUGAUAACAAUUUUCUGUUCACGUCAGGGAGGAGUCUGUAUAAACUGCUAGAUGUAAAUAUGACGUUGUGUGAUGAUGGUACUUCAAAUACUAAAAAUAAAACAAGAUGGUAAAUUUUAUACACAAUAAUUCAAUUAGAACAAUCACCAUAUUUUAAGGAAUAAUAGAACCAUUAAAUUUCCUGCUUCAAGACAUUGAUAUUCAUUUAUUUGUCCUCGCUCUUGGUCCUAAUGGCUUAAUUGUGUUGAUGUGUUUAUGUCGAGAUCAUCUAUUUUAACUAGUCGCUAAGGGCUAGUUUACUUUGAACGUGUAUGCGACACUGUCAUGUUGCUAGAUCGGCCAGGGACAUAAUAUGAUGUCAGGGCAUAAGCUGUUAAGAAUUUUUUUUAUGGAAUUUAGAACUACCAAAUGAUUUGAAUUAGUUAUCUGUAAUAUAAUAUUGUUAAGUUGUAAAAUAGUUGUGUCUUGACUGUACAAAUAACGUUUGAUUUGUGUUCCUGUGUAAUACUUAAAAGAUUUAGCAAUGUUUAAGAGAGUUACUUAAAAUAAGAUUUCACCGUAAAUCAGUAUUC
Molecule: messenger RNA, 1446 nt
Organism: Zerene cesonia (dogface butterfly)
Lineage: Eukaryota; Metazoa; Arthropoda; Insecta; Lepidoptera; Pieridae
Product: ommochrome-binding protein-like
Exons: 2
Coding region: 70-987 (305 amino acids)
Source: RefSeq, a predicted model, not a curated record